CACUUCCUCUUCUAUGUGGCUACAUUGGUACGUGGUUAAAAACAGCAAGGGCGCCACGUACACAUUAUGAAAAGAUACCGUAGGUCUUUUAAAGAAAAGUCUCCUCAAGUCGCAGAUCCAGCGUCAUUUUAGCGUGUCUUUCUAAAAUCGCCGAAGGGAGCAGCACAUUUUUCAUUUGAAACAAGGGGUGGAGACAGAAGUUUCCAACUUGAUCUGCAGGAGUUUAGAGAAGCAAACUUGUAACACAAGUUGAAAUGAGUGAAAACAAUCAGCAACGGGAUGAGUUGCCUGAAUACUUGAAGGAUGAGCCCCCAGCAGAUACCAGCAAAGAUCAUCCUCAACCCCAGCCUGGCAUAUUCUCCAGGGUGGCCGGUGGUCUGUUCAGUGUCACAAAGGGAGCCGUUGGGGCCACAGUGGGUGGAGUCGCCUGGGUCGGAGGGAAAAGCCUGGAUCUCACAAAAACCGCUGUAAGCUCAGUUGCAGCUGUUCCAGCAAUGGGAGUAGGGCUCGUGAAGGGCAGUGUGUCUGCCGUGGCUGGUGGUGUGACCGCCGUCGGCUCCGCUGUCGCCAGUAAAGUUCCCAUUGGCGGAGGCAAGAAGAAGGAUAAGUCUGAUUGAAUCACGUGACUCGAAGGUACUUUUGUCAGAGGCGUCUGCAUCAUGUCUUCUUAGACUCCAGAGUGAGUUGAUUGUGGAGAUCCUGCUUGUGUUAACAGCAUAUUUGGACCAUAUCCGUGUGCCUGACCGGACCAACAAGACGACAUUCGCAAGCUGGGUCCUCCACGCAAGAACCUUUGUUUUCGUGUUCUAUUGGAAUACGACAUUAAGUUGAAUUGUUUAUGUAUGAAGUAUUAAAUAUCUGACUAGAGUUGGAUACGUGGACCUCUAAAUGUUCCGUUAAUGCUUUACUGAGCACACAAAGGCACACACUUGUGCCUCACUGUACACACAAAGAAUCACAUGCUUUAAAUAGACCUUACAGUUGAAUUGCUCCAAGCCAGUUGUAGGGAUGAAGAUCAAUCAAGUGUCCCUUUAGGUGCUGUGGGGGGAGAUCUCAGACUGUGGUGCUCCAUCCGAUUGAUUGUUUGUGAGAUUACUUACUUUGAGCCUCUUUGGUCCAUGCUGAACUCUAGCGAUCACUCUCUGUGUCUCCCUGAAAAACAGAGAAAGCACAAUCCCACACAUAUAAACUCACACAUUAAGGGCUGGUGUGUUUAGAAUUCACCAAACAACUCCAAAAUUACAAUUGUGAGCCACAAAUCUGAAUGCUGAUAGAACUGCGUUCGUUUUUUUUUUCUGUUUGUUUGUUUUAGGGAAACAUGCAUGAUUAUCUCCAUCAAAAUGCAAGUCUUUCUGUUUUGAUGACAAUAGCUGUAUUGCAAUACCCAAUUACAUUUUCUUUUCUGUAAGUCA
Carassius auratus (goldfish) is the source of this 1412-nucleotide messenger RNA. RefSeq names its product transmembrane protein 263-like. The record is from RefSeq and is a predicted model, not a curated record. The coding region runs from base 255 to 617 and encodes 120 amino acids. Lineage: Eukaryota; Metazoa; Chordata; Actinopteri; Cypriniformes; Cyprinidae. The transcript is spliced from 3 exons.